Messenger RNA from Raphanus sativus (radish), 1721 nucleotides. Its product is annotated as G-type lectin S-receptor-like serine/threonine-protein kinase At2g19130. Gene Ontology annotation, biological process: recognition of pollen. NCBI's taxonomy places the organism in Eukaryota, Viridiplantae, Streptophyta, Magnoliopsida, Brassicales, Brassicaceae. The transcript has a single exon. The record is from RefSeq and is a predicted model, not a curated record. The coding region runs from base 147 to 1511 and encodes 454 amino acids.
UUUUCUUACUAUUCUCCAUUGACAAACCAAACCUUACGACUAGUCAAGGAGCACGACCCUAGACAGUAGACUAAUGACGAUGUGUAGCUUUAUAAGAAAUGCACACUCUUCAUAUGAUCUCCCUCCCCCACCUCUAAGCUUUUCUCAUGGUUUCGAUCUUAUGCGUCCUCUUUUCCUUCUUCUUCCUCUGCCUCCAUGUCUCUUCCGCCGAUACGAUCUCAGCUGACUUCUCUCUGUCUGGAGACCAGACAAUCUUCUCCUCCGGCGGAACUUUCAAACUGGGCUUCUUCCAACCUGGCAAUUCUACAAACUUCUACAUAGGUAUGUGGUACCAGCAACUUUCUCAACAAACAAUCGUAUGGGUAGCUAACCGCUACAAACCAGUCUCGGACAAGAACGCAUCAGUUCUCAGAAUUUCCGACGGUAACUUAGUCUUACUCGACGGUAACAACUUAGUUUGGUCCACCGGUCUCAACUCCACCUCUGCUCACGAAGCCGUGUUGCUUGAUGACGGCAAUCUCGUUCUCAGAGACGACUCAGGCUCUGUUCUAUGGCAAAGCUUCGAUCAUCUGAGUGACACGUGGCUUCCUGGAGCCAAAAUCAGGUACGACAAACGAACCAAGAAGAGUCAACGUCUCACGUCGUGGAAGAACAGUGAAGACCCAUCACCAGGUUUGUUCUCUGUCGAGCUAGACGAGUCAACAGCUUACAAGAUCCUCUGGAACGGGUCGACCCAGUACUGGUCGAGUGGUCCUUGGAACCCUCAGAGCAAGAUCUUCGAUUCAGUCCCAGAGAUGAGACUCAACUACAUCUUCAACUACAGCUUUUUCUCCAACGCAACAGAGUCAUACUUCACUUACUCCAUGUAUAACUCUAGGAACAUCUCACGACUCGUCAUGGACGUUUCGGGACAGAUUAGGCAGACCACUUGGUUAAACAACAACAAUCAGUGGAAUUUGUUUUGGUCUCAGCCUCGACAACAAUGCCAAGUCUACGCAUACUGUGGCUCCUUUGGGAUUUGCAAUGACCAGUCUCUGCCUUUUUGCCAAUGCCCUCAAGGGUUUAGGCCCAAGUCGCAAAAAGACUGGGACAUGAAAGAUUACUCUGCUGGCUGCGUUAGAAAGACUGAGCUACAAUGCUCUCCUGGAGUCAUUAACCAGUUUCUGCCUCUUACCAACGUGAAACUACCUGACAACUUAGAGGUAUGGGGGAUAACGAGUUUUAGUAUGUGCGGGUCGACUUGUCUAGGGAACUGUUCUUGUACGGCUUAUGCACAUGAUGAAAGCUCGAAUCGAUGCUUGAUGUGGACUAAAGAUGUCUUGAAUCUUCGACAACUCGAAGAAGAUUACAGUGAGGGGAAUACACUUUAUCUUAGACUCUCUGCUUCCGACAUGCCUACUAGUUCUUCUUCAGGUAAGAGUUGUAACAAAGCGAUGAUAUUUGGCGCGGUUCUAUGCUCGUUAUGGUACUACUACCGCUGGUUUUUUCAAGAGCUAUGGCACAUUGCCUAGACCAUUAAUAGACUUAUUAAAGAAGGAUAUGAUCCAUUGGUUGGAGAAAGCACAAGAAGCAUUUGAUCGCUUGAAAGUCACAGUGUGUUAUUACCCCAGUCUUGGCUUUACCGGAGCCAAGCGCUUUGUGGUUCAGGUUGAUGCUUCUGGUUUUGGAGUUGGAGUUGUAAUAAUCUAUCUAUACUAUUAUUUAUGAAGUAAUUUUGCUGA